AAAGCGAAAAUUAUAUAAAGAAAAGGAAGUUUGUAAAUUACGCAACAUGGAGCGUUGCUAUUCUGAUGAAUUGAACACAGUAAACACCGAUAUAAACAUUUUAAAACAACAACUGUUGAUAAUAAAAAAUAAAUUGUCACAAUAUAAAUAUCAAAUAUCCAUGAUCGACAUAUGCAGAACAUCCGAAAUGACCAAAAUAGGAUCGCAAAUUGAUAAUGUUCGUUGUCAUACAAAAGGUUUCGAAGAAAUGUUUGCUAAAGAACACAAUAUUUUCGAAAGUUACAAAAAAGAACUGAGAGAAAAGGAAGCUGUAGAACAGGAAGUCGAAAAACAAAAAGAAAGAGAGGCGGCUGAAGAAAAUGAACAGCGAGCUAAAGAUGUCGCAAAUGUUGAACUUGAAUGCGAUAAUAUUGAGCGCGAAUGUGUUGUCUUAAAAAAACGAAAUAAUGCUGUAAUGCUAAAGCUACGACGAAAAUUGAUUCAAACAGAAAACAUCAGACGUGAUUUGUUGAAGAAAAAUUAGAGAGUAA
Messenger RNA from Galleria mellonella (greater wax moth), 530 nucleotides. RefSeq lists its product as uncharacterized. The record is from RefSeq and is a predicted model, not a curated record. The coding region runs from base 47 to 523 and encodes 158 amino acids. NCBI's taxonomy places the organism in Eukaryota, Metazoa, Arthropoda, Insecta, Lepidoptera, Pyralidae. The transcript has 4 exons.